Molecule: messenger RNA, 2117 nt
Organism: Eutrema salsugineum
Lineage: Eukaryota; Viridiplantae; Streptophyta; Magnoliopsida; Brassicales; Brassicaceae
Product: pentatricopeptide repeat-containing protein At5g15340, mitochondrial
Exons: 1
Coding region: 235-2106 (623 amino acids)
Biological process (GO): RNA modification
Molecular function (GO): zinc ion binding; RNA binding; protein binding
Source: RefSeq, a predicted model, not a curated record
GACGUUAAUCUAUUGCCCAAAUGUGGAUAUAGUGAUAUACUGAUAUCAGAUGGAAACUUUAUAGUCCAUCCGAUUUCGAUGAAAGGAAGAUUUUUUUUUUUCCCCGGGAAAAUUCAACACAAGACGAGAAGUUCAAACCGUCGAGCGCAAAGAUCCAACGCAAUAGCUAGAAGAUUCUAUCAAUUAUAGGAAUAGAGAAACAAAAAAAAGUAGGAGCAUUUGAUCAUAAUCUUUAUGAAAUGCAUAUCCUACCAAAACGUUCGUUUCCUUCUCCGACAGUGCGCGCACCGCUCGUUUCUCGGUCCCGGCAAGGAACUACACGCCGUUUUGACCACUUCAGGAUUGACGAAAGUCCCGAGGUCGUACCUUAGCAACAAGCUCUUUCAGUUUUACGCAGCAUCUGGUGAUAUGACUACUGCCCGUAAACUGUUCGACGAAAUUCCUCUAUUAGAGAAAGACAAUGUGGAUUGGACCACUUUGUUAUCAUCUUUUUCCCGGUACGGAUUCUUAGUUGAUUCGAUGAAGCUCUUCGUGGAUAUGACAAGGAAAAGAGUAGAGAUUGAUGACGUUUCUGUAGUAUGCUUGUUUGGCGUGUGUUCUAAGUUAGAAGAUCUGGGGUUCGGUGUUCAAGGACAUGGGUUUGCUUUAAAGAUGGGACUUUUGACUAGUGUAAAGGUUUGUAAUGCCUUAAUGGACAUGUAUGGGAAAUGUGGUUUCGUGGGCGAAGUCAAACGCAUAUUCGAUGUGUUAGAGGAGAAGAGCGUUGUUUCAUGGACGGUGGUUAUGGACACGGUUGUGAAAUGGGAGGGGUUGGAGAGAGGAAGAGAGGUGUUCGACAAAAUGCCUGAGAGAAAUGCUGUUGCUUGGACGGUUAUGGUUGCUGGGUAUUUGGGAGCUGGGUUUACAGGUGAAGCAUUGGAGCUUCUGGCGGAAAUGGUGUUUAAGUGUGGGCAUGAUUUGAAUUUCGUUUCCCUUUGCUCGAUGCUAUCGGCUUGUGCACAAUCCGGAAACCUGGUGAUUGGAAGAUGGGUUCAUGUGUAUGCGUUGAAGAAGGCAAUGAUAAUGGAAGAGGAAGAGAGUUAUGAUCCUGUCAUGGUGGGAACCGCAUUGGUUGAUAUGUAUGCCAAAUGCGGAAACAUUGAUUCUUCCAUUAAAGUCUUCAGGUUGAUGCGUAAGAGGAAUGUGGUCACGUGGAACGCAAUGUUUAGCGGGUUAGCAAUGCACGGGAAAGGUAGAAUGGUGAUUGACAUGUUCCCAGAGAUGGUAAGGGAGGUGAAGCCAGAUGAGUUAACUUUCACUGCUGUCUUAAGUGCUUGCAGCCACUCGGGGAUGGUAGGAGAAGGGUGGCGAUUUUUCCACAGCCUCCGGUUCUAUGGUUUGGAACCCAAGGUUGACCAUUAUGCAUGCAUGGUUGAUCUUUUGGGGCGAACUGGUCGUAUUGAAGAAGCAGAGACUUUGGUGAGGAAAAUGCCAGUGCCUCCGAAUGAAGUUGUCCUUGGUUCGCUUCUAGGCUCGUGUAGUGUCCAUGGAAAGCUGGAGAUAGCUGAACGGGUUAAAAGAGAGCUCGUUCAGAUGAGUCCAGACAACAUGGGAUACCAAAUACUUGUAUCCAACAUGUAUGCAGCAGAAGGAAGGAGUGACGUUGUAGAUGGGUUAAGAGGAAGUAUGAGAAACCAAGGAUUGAAGAAAAUACCUGGUAUGAGUUCCAUUCACUUGAACGGCUCAAUUUAUCGGUUUAGUUCAGGAGAUAGAUCACACCCGAGAACGAAAGAGAUCUACUUGAAGUUGAAUGAAGUGAUUGAACGCAUUAGAUCAGCUGGUUAUGUCCCUGGUGUCUCUGGCCUGAUAUCUCCAUCGGAGGGUGACUUGGAGGAUAACGAGCAAGCUUUGUCCUGUCACAGUGAGAAAUUGGCCGUCUGUUUCGGGCUUCUGGAAACAAACCCGAGGACACCUCUUUAUGUCUUCAAGAAUCUGAGGAUAUGUCGGGAUUGUCAUUCGGCUAUGAAGAUUGUUUCAAAGAUCUAUGACCGAGAAAUCAUCAUCAGAGAUAGAAAUAGGUUUCAUCAGUUCAAGGGAGGCUCUUGUUCUUGUUCCGAUUACUGGUGAACAGAUCAAAU